Boleophthalmus pectinirostris (great blue-spotted mudskipper) is the source of this 2960-nucleotide messenger RNA. Its product is annotated as matrix remodeling-associated protein 8-like. Lineage: Eukaryota; Metazoa; Chordata; Actinopteri; Gobiiformes; Gobiidae. The coding region runs from base 368 to 1651 and encodes 427 amino acids. The transcript is spliced from 12 exons. Gene Ontology annotation, cellular component: membrane; cell surface. The record is from RefSeq and is a predicted model, not a curated record. Gene Ontology annotation, biological process: establishment of glial blood-brain barrier; cell adhesion.
CCUAACUGUAUUUAAAUAUGAUGAAAUUAUCCUCCUUCUCUACCUCUCUCUCAUUAUAAAGAAUGCAUGUGGAGCAGAGGAGGGAGGGGGCUUCGGUUCCGUGGUUCUGUACCGGUGUCGGGUUGCAGCUGGACUCGGGCGGAGUGAGCUCUGUCCGGGCUGUGUUUAGGUUCGGUCCCGCUCCUGCACACUUGACUGUCGCGACGUGUCUUUCUUUUGUCUGAAACUAUAGAAACGUUUAGACCAAAGGCGAAUGGGUGAACAAAUUAGUUUUAUGUUUAAGCAUUUUUCAGGACAUUUACAAAGUGGACGACACGUGUUUAUUUGGGAUUUUUAAAACGUUAUUUGCAAGACAGAAAGAGGAAAGAUGAUUUUGCAAACUCUGCUUUUCAUCCACAUUGCAGUAGCAUGUCUCAUCACUGCAGUUUGGGCCCAGUCGGACAGCAGCAGUAGUUUAGUGGUGGCAGCUUACAACAUGAGUGCCCCUGCUGGUUCCAAGGUGGUACUGCAGUGUGUGAGUGGCCGUAUGGUUUGGACCAGGGACAGGAUUCGGGACAGGCAGAGGGUUUUGCACUGGGACAUGUACCGGGCCAGUCCGGACUACGUCAUGGAGCGAGUGGUGGACAUGUUCUCAGGUCCUGGAGGAGACCAGCGCAUCUACAACUCGUACAACCUGGGCAGGGUCAGCCUCAGCAAGAAGGCUUUUAAGGACGGGAACUUCUCUCUUGUCAUCAAAGACGUGACGAUGAAUGACCGUGGGCUGUACUCGUGUAACCUGCACCACCUGUACUGUCACCUGUAUGAGACUGUGAGGGUCCAGCUCAACGUCACCAAAUCACGGCGUAAAGAGCAGAGGUACUGGGACGGGCAGAAGGCUGUGUUUGUGGUGCUGCUGGGGAGCACUGUGGUUCUGCCCUGCAUCAACAGACGCAGCGUUUGGACCGACUGGAGCACUGACGAGGAGGAUCAGCAGGUGGUACAUUGGGACCGGCAGUCUCCUGGAGUGCUCCAUGACAGGGCAGAUCGCCUGGUGGACCUGUAUGCCUCUGGAGAACAGCGCAGCUAUGGACCACUGUUUCUGCGACGCAAAAUGAACAUCAGCAGCCUCGCCUUUUCAGAGGGGGACUUCUCUCUCACCAUCUCAGACCUACAGCCUACAGACGAGGGCUUAUACUCCUGUCACCUUCACCAUCACUACUGCGGUCUGCACGAGAGGAGGCAGUUCCAGCUCAGGGUGGAUCCUGCAGUGGUCCAGCCCACACAGGCAGCCCGAGCUUUGCCUAGCGAAGACAAGGAGGCUGAACCUCCGCGGGUCAUAAACGUGAUCCUACCUGAUCGGCAACACUACUUCCUGCUUCCUGUGGGAUACGCCCUCACUUCAUGUUUACUGCUGGCCUUCAUUGUGCUCAUCAUCAUCCUCAUCACGCGCCGACGGAAGAAGAAAGAGCCAUAUCCACAAGCUUCAACACGGUCAAGUCGAAGUGAGAGCACUUCAGAGGAGCUGGAGAUGGAGGUGUCUGAGGUCACUGUGUCCAUCAGAGAAGAGCCACUGUUUGAUUACAAAAACAACCUGCUGAAGGAGAAGGCCCACAGGAACUCACAGCCUAAAGUCAUCGACCUGGACAAAGAAAUGGAAAAGUUUCGUAAAUGAUUACACAUCUGGAGUCGCUGGCUGGUCCAGAGGCAAAACAACGCCACAGACUGAAAAUCUGCAAAAUACCAAAAAAAAUAAAUUGCACAAGAAUUACAGGACAAUUUCAGUUUGUUUGAGAUUUGACAAUGUAGUUUUUCUCAUGCUAAAACUAACUGUAGACCAGGCUCCACAAGGUUUGAGCACCACCUGGAGGAGCUCAGAGAAAGUUACAAAGGCAUUACAACUGAUACAUGGUUAAUACUGAACCAAGACUUUUGCUCUAGGCUUUUGAACUUAUUGUGCAUCGAAUAUUGUUUGAGAUCUUUUUGCUAAAGAGACUGCUAAGUUAACAUUAAUGCUAACUGCUAACUAAAGCUGAAACUAUAUAUGUAAAUGGUAUUUCUCAUUAUGUUUUGGGGCAACGAAGAUGUUAAAGGCAAAAACUUAUUAAAACGUAUUGGUGAUUUUUAAUGUAUGCUUUCGAAAACAUGCUACAAUUUCAGCAUAUGUUUAAGUGUUUAUUUAAUAGCAUUUAGUCUAUUUUCCAAUAUAGAUUUAGGCCUACGGGACCUAUUGUAAUUUCAUAAUUGAUUUUUAUAAUUGAUUUUUAUAAUGUCCUAACAAUGUUUUAUUUGCCAGAAUUAUUGUUCAGAGUUCUUGCUAUUUUUAUGCUGUACACAAGUUAUCCUACUUUGUAAAUAUAUGCAAAUUUGCACAUUUUUUUUUUUUGUUUACGUAUAAAAAUGCUUUCUUGAAAAAUAUAAAUCUUUUGAAAAAUCUUAAAUCUUUUUUAUGAUCUACAGGACAGUUUUUUGUUUUUUUUUGGUUCAUUAUUCAUCAUGAACAUCUAAUAAAUCAUGAAUUUAAUUACUUAAUUAACAGUUAGAGAUUAAAGUUAGGGCAGUGGCUCUCACAUUUUUCACACCAGAAAAAGAAACAUACCAAGAAACAAUUUGGCCUUCAGAGUAUCACAAGGUCUAAAUCAAGUCUAUAAACAGGCCUCUCAGAGGUCUAAUCCAGAUUUAAUCCAGGUCUAAAAGUGGACUACAUCAUUUCCACAGUAUUCCUGAACAAGAAAUGGUCAAAAGGAGGACAUAAAAGUGGAUGAAAUGGACUCUAAAUUAGGUAAACCCACAAACUGAAGAGCUUUCUAAGUACAUCCUGAAGGAGCACGCGUCCCACAGUGAGAAACAAUGAGUUAUGGUGUUAUGCUUGUUAAACUAAGCCUGUAAAUCAUGUCAUAUGCAUUUCUGUCCUUGCAUUUGGUCUAUUAUUUUGUUAUGUGUUUUGUCAUAAUAAAUAAAGCUUGCUUCAUACAAAGGCUGAA